Molecule: messenger RNA, 336 nt
Organism: Vollenhovia emeryi
Lineage: Eukaryota; Metazoa; Arthropoda; Insecta; Hymenoptera; Formicidae
Product: cytochrome P450 4C1-like
Exons: 2
Coding region: 4-309 (101 amino acids)
Molecular function (GO): monooxygenase activity; heme binding; iron ion binding
Source: RefSeq, a predicted model, not a curated record
UUUAUGUGUUUUAUUUAUGUUUUAGGCGCCAAGUGGCACUUACGACGAAAAAUAUUAACUCCCACAUUUCAUUUUAACAUAUUGCAGCAGUUUGUUGAGAUUUUGCUCGAGGAAGGCGAAAACAUGACUAUGUCUUUGAAAAAUACAGGAGACACAGUUGUAAAAGAUUUAGUUCCAUUCGUUAGUGAACAUACGUUGAAUGCAAUAUGUGAAACUGCGAUGGGCACUUCACUCCAAGGCCUUAAUGCAUUCCAACAGCAGUAUCGAAACGCGGUUCAUCGGAUGGGCGAAUUUUUUGUUUAUAGGUAAUGUAUAGUUACUAGACAACAAAAGCGC